Molecule: messenger RNA, 531 nt
Organism: Rotaria socialis
Lineage: Eukaryota; Metazoa; Rotifera; Eurotatoria; Philodinida; Philodinidae
Source: the annotation of a GenBank genome assembly
AUGUUAUCAUCAAAACGUGUUUCUCAAAAAUAUUUCAUAAAAAUACGCGUGAAAAGCGAACGAAUCGACAACAAGCCUAUGGAUAAGUGUACACGUGAAUGUCUAAGAAUACCCGAAACUAUCGAAUAUUCUCAAGAAAACCUUGCAAUAAUUAACAAAGCGCUUGAAAAUGAAUCCAAUCCUAACGAGCAAGUGAAAAUGCGUAUACAUAGAGCGAAAUUAUUAUUCGAUAAAAAAGAUUGGUCUCUUGUCCUGGAUGAUAUAAAAUUUAUUGAAGAAAAUAAACAGAUGAACGAUUUGUUGUACAUGAUCAAAUGGAAAAGUUUAUUACAUAAGAAUAUUGGUCAAGUAAGACGUGAAAUAAUUAGCAAGCUACAUGAUGAGGUUAUUAGUUCAAAUGAACACUUACAUUUAUUGACAUAUACCACUGAAGAUAAAAUCGAUGAUUUUAUUAACGGUAAAUAUGACGAUCAUGGAAACCAAUCAGCAACAAGUAACAAACGUUUUAAAAAAGAAAUGUUUAUAAUGUAA